Molecule: messenger RNA, 4290 nt
Organism: Phasianus colchicus (ring-necked pheasant)
Lineage: Eukaryota; Metazoa; Chordata; Aves; Galliformes; Phasianidae
Gene: CYP27C1
Product: cytochrome P450 family 27 subfamily C member 1
Biological process (GO): C21-steroid hormone biosynthetic process; cholesterol metabolic process; glucocorticoid biosynthetic process
Cellular component (GO): mitochondrial inner membrane
Molecular function (GO): oxidoreductase activity, acting on paired donors, with incorporation or reduction of molecular oxygen; monooxygenase activity; iron ion binding
Source: RefSeq, a predicted model, not a curated record
UGUGAUACUAAUGGUGUGAGAUUGAUAUAAAAUACUUGCCAUAUUAAUAGAUGUGAGAAGCAGUUUCAGGAGGAGCAUUUAUUCUCUCGAUCGAUCUAGAGAUUAGAACAUGAAAAUCAGUUUUUAAAGCUGGAGAGCUACUGCAUAAACUUGAAAACAAAAAUCACUUCCAAGUUUCUAGUACUGACCUUAAUUUAUUUUUAAAAUUCUGUUGUAACCUUUAAUAUGUAUAGCUAUGGAGUUUUACCAGUGUUCCUGGCAAAGUGAAUUCAUGCUGUUUUCAUUUUAUUUGUUGACUUACCAUCUGGGGAUAUCAUCAGUUAUUCAAUAGCUUUAAAUAUUUUGGAUAUUGUUCUUAGAAUAUGGCCAAUGUAAUCUAGGUGAUUUAGUUUGGUGUGUCCUUUCCAUUCUGUAGGACUACUGUCUAUCUUCCUGUUCUUUUUAACUCCUCCUACAGCUAUCUCUUAGUGUAUCUACUAUUUGCUGUAAGAGGUAUUCCCUGUUAUUUGUUUUGUUUUUUUCUCCUCCACUGUCCCUAAGCAAGACACAGAAUUACCUUUCAGUAGUACAAGUCAAACAAGUUUAUCAUCACAUCUACAUGUUUUUUUUUUAAUUAUUUUUUUUCCCAGAACCAUUUAUUUUAUAAGUAAUUGUGUCUCCCAAACCAUCUUUAGGCAAACGUUAAAGAAAUAACAUAGCUACACCAGGCAGAAACAUAGACAGUAAAGGGAAACUACUAAGGUAAUCUAGAAUGUGAGACACCCAGACUGUGCCCAACAGAUGUUUAUUAAGUCUGCUCUUACAAAGUUAGUGAGAGCAAUUACAUAACCUCAUGAGGUAGCUUGGCAGUCUGAAAUGUGUGAGAGAACCCAGAGAUAUCUGAGGUAGCAAGGCUAUCUGAAAAUCUAUCCAAGACACUUGUAGCUGCAAACUAAGCCUAUUAUUUCUUCUGAUAUGCAUCUGAACAAAAGAUGUAUACAUCUGUAUGUUGUUGUCGUGCUUCUGGCAGUCAUCUUUACCACAUGAAAAAACUCCACCACCUCUAUUUAUCAUUUUUAAAAGCUUCUAAUUUUUUAUGUUGAUUUUCUCUGAACUUUUUAAAUAUAAUGAAGCCUAUUUUAAAGACACUAAUUUAGCUUAAACAAGUGCAUACUUAAUAGAUGCUAUUUAUCCUGUGCAUUUUAUUUCUGAAAUCCUUAAUGCUCUGCUUACAAAGGUUGAUGUCUAAUGGGACAUAGACUUUAUUCUCAGUGAUAAAAUGAAGCAUGUACACAAAUCUUAAUUUGUUUGUGCCCCCAAAUAUAAAUGUAUAAAAACAUAGAGAAUGUAGGGAAAACAAAGACAAAUAACUUUGAAGCUCACUAAACAUAGUCAUGACUAAAUUGCUGGUAAAGUACGUUCUAGAAAUGUGGAUCUUGCCUUAAACUUUCCUCUGUCCUCUGGUUUUACCAGAGCUUCUGAUCCACUUGUAACUAAGCUGGGUCUUUUGCGCACCUUUUCUGAAGCUAAUGAAGUUUUUACAGAAUAUCACUAAUACUUCCAUGAGCAUAUAGAAAUGGGUAUGAGGGUAGAACAAAGGACUUUAAAAUUGUGUAAAACAAACUGAUCUACAGGCUGGAGCUCAAGUUCUCUGUGUGUGAUUACAGACCUGUACAGCUGAAUUGAGGAAAAGCUGAGGUGAACGUUGCGCAUGGUUGAAAGACACUGGAUAUUUUCUACAAAAGUUGACACAAGGUACAUCAUUUCACAAGCAUACCCCCCUGUAAUACAAAUAACAUCCCUGGUUAUUGUAGCUUACAGGAAUGUAAGUUUGCAAUGUUACUGCGGAAAACCAUUGCUGUUUUCUGUGGAUGUAGCAAUGUUUCCGUAUACAUGUUCUUGGAUGAUAAAUGGUACUGAGAACUUCUCACAGAAAAUACCGUUUUCCAACGUAUGGGAGGAGUGGGAGAAGAUAAGAAGGUGAGUUUGGGGCCUUUUUAAUGAAGGAGAAAGUUGGGAUAACCCACAUGUGAGAUUUUGCCAAAACAACUGGGGAAAGAGGAAAAAAGUAAACUUGGACUGCAUGCUUAAUGGGCAAACUUAUCUGAUUUGAAUUAUACGAAAUAAUAGGUUCGUUCUAUUCAAGUCUCAUCCCAGACCCACCCCCCUUUUCCAGCCCUAGGGGAGGGAGCGUUAAAUAAUGGUCUGUGUAAACUGAUGCUCAUGCAGUAAGAGUUUGGAGUAGUGCUGCUUGUACAAGUUAAAGCAGGCAGCGAAGAAAGAACAACCAAAUAAAAAGCAGCUGCAGGGGGACAGGAAAAAAAAAAAAAAAAACACCACCUAAAAAACCCAAAAACAACAACAAAAAAGUGGACCUUCCUGAAAUCAAGACAUGUCUUUCCUGACCAGAGUUCUGACAACGAAAUGCAAGCAGACACUUGAAUCCGAGAGGACUUACUUCCAGCACGCGCUUUUUGUCAGCAGGUUUCACCAGGCGCCCGUGCCGUCGGGCAGUCAGUCCCUGGAGGUGCGGAGCGGCGCGGGGAACAAAGCGGCGCGGCCGGGGGAGCUGCUGGAACCCUCCCCGCAGCUGGGCAGGGUGAAGAGUUUGCACGAAAUGCCCGGACCCAACACCCUCUACAAUCUCUACGAGUUCUUCUGGAAGGACGGCUUCGGCCGCAUUCAUGAGAUCCAGCAAAAACACACUCAGGAAUAUGGAAAGAUCUUCAAGUCUCACUUUGGUCCCCAGUUUGUUGUAUCCAUUGCAGAUCGAGAUAUGGUUGCUCAAGUGCUCCGGUCAGAAGGUAGAGCACCACAGAGAGCUAACAUGGAAUCAUGGCAAGAAUACAGAGACUUACGAGGAAGAGCUACAGGACUAAUUUCAGCAGAGGGGGAACAGUGGCUAAAAAUGAGAAGCGUACUGAGGCAAAAAAUUCUGAAACCCAAAGACGUGGCGAUUUACUCUGGAGGAGUCAAUGAAGUUAUCACAGAUUUAAUUAAAAGAAUCUACACCCUCAGAAGUCAAGAGGAAGAUGGGGAAACAGUGACCAAUGUUAAUAAUCUUUUCUUCAAGUACUCAAUGGAAGGUGUGGCUACUAUUCUGUAUGAAUGCAGGUUGGGCUGCCUGGAAAACAACGUCCCACAACAGACUGUUGAAUAUAUCGAGGCUCUGGAGUUGAUGUUCAGUAUGUUUAAGACCACAAUGUAUGCAGGUGCCAUUCCCAGAUGGCUUCGUCCAUUUAUUCCAAAACCCUGGAGAGAGUUCUGCAGAUCCUGGGAUGGACUCUUCAAAUUUAGUCAAAUUCAUGUUGACAACAAACUGAAGUCUAUUCAGUCUCAACUGGAUCAAGGAGAAGAAGUGAACGGUGGGCUACUUACGUACCUCCUCGUGAGUAAGGAGCUUACUUUGGAGGAGAUUUAUGCCAAUAUGACUGAAAUGCUCCUGGCAGGAGUGGACACAACUUCUUUUACUUUGUCCUGGGCAAUAUAUAUGUUGGCAAAGCACCCUGAGGUUCAACAACGUGUUUAUGAGGAAAUAAUCAAUAAGCUGGGGAAAGACCAAGCUCCUGUUGCUCGUGAUGUGCCCAAAUUGCCUUUGAUUAGAGCUGUGCUGAAGGAAACUCUGAGGUUAUAUCCCGUAUUACCAGGAAAUGGAAGAGUGACCCAGAAAGACUUGAUUGUUGGAGGAUACUUGAUACCUAAAGGGACGCAGCUGGCACUCUGUCAUUAUACUACUUCGUACAGCGAAGAGAAUUUUCCAAUGGCCAAUGAGUUCCGGCCCGAGCGCUGGCUGCGGAAAGAUAAUUUGGACAGGGUAGACAAUUUUGGUUCCAUCCCCUUUGGUUAUGGCAUUCGAAGUUGUAUUGGAAAAAGAGUUGCAGAACUGGAAAUUCAUCUUGCACUGAUUCAGUUGCUUCAGAAUUUUGAGAUCAAAAUUUCUCCGAAAACUGAACCAGUUCACGCAAAAACCCAUGGACUUUUGACUCCUGGAGGCUCCAUCAAUGUGAGAUUUUCUGACAGAAAGUGAGACUGAGAUAUUUUGGAAAUACUCGUAUGAUUUUCAGGGGAACAGGCUUGCAUCUAAUGGACGUUUGAUCGUAACAUGUUCUCUGGUUUGUAGUUUCUUCACAGUAUGACCAAGUAUUAAGUUCUGCCUUAUACCUAGCAGCACAUAACAAAAGUUACCUCUCUUGUAACUGAUAAUUACACGUUUGAAGAUACAUGCUAAAACAGCUCCUUCUUGCACUGGGAUUCUCCUACUUGUAUUUCAAGUUGUAGCAGCACAUGCAUUUGGGAAAAAAAAAAAAAAAA